UAUAUACGCCACCGACGAAGGAGGCGAGCACCAGCUCUCCUCUUUGGAAGGGGAUUUCGUGUUGUAUUUCUGGACGCCCAGCGAGCCCUGAUUUCGGCAAAUAUUUGAGACGGAUUCUUGCCCGGGAUCCACAUAUCCAGGCUCCUAGAUCUCGAUCGCCUGACGGAGCGACGGGUUCGGUCCUUUCUCGUGGGAAAAAACGACGGUUUUUGGCCAUUUGCGGAAGGGGAUCAGGUGGGCGAUCUGGAUUUAUCCGCCAUCGGAGCGGGAUUGAUGAAUGGUACCUAAAGAGCUAAAAAGCUGAAAUUUUCUUUGGCAAUUUUCGCUGGUUUCGAUUGUGGGAAUCGGUGUCUGAGCGAGAAAAUUAGAUCCUCCCGAGGCAUUGAUGGGUCGCGUGGGAGGGGAUUGGUGUUAGGUUCUUAUGUAUGGGGGGCAAAGCUCUGUGGCUCCCGAGGAUGUGCCGGUUGGAGAAGUCGAUGGGAUCUGAGUACGCCGGGGAGCGACAAGUGGGCCUGAAGGCCGGCGGCGGCGAGGUGAAGGUGGACAAGCUCAGGGGCUCGACGGUGUCGAGGUCUCGGAUGAAGCUUUGGAUGAUCCGGGUGACGACCACCGUGCUUCUGUGGACGUGCGUGGUCCAGCUCAUGGCACUGGGGGAGAUGUGGGGGCCGAGGGUUCUCAAGGGUUGGCCUUCUUGCUUCACCCCCUCCUAUUCGCCUGUUUCGGUGAAACCCUCUUCGGUCGUUGAGAAGAUCGCUCUUCCGCCCAAAAGAAUAUAUAAGAACAAUGGUUAUCUAAUGGUCUCAUGCAAUGGUGGGCUUAAUCAGAUGCGAGCUGCAAUUUGUGAUAUGGUUGCUAUUGCUAGAUACUUGAAUGUUACACUCAUUGUACCAGAGUUGGAUAAAACAUCAUUCUGGGCUGAUCCUAGUGAGUUUCAAGACAUAUUUGAUGUGGAUCACUUUAUUACCUCAUUGAGAGACGAGGUUCGGAUAUUGAAAGAACUACCCCCUAGGCUGAAAAAAAGGGCAGAGCUAGGAAUGGUAUAUUCUAUGCCACCUGUUAGUUGGUCUGAUAUUUCUUAUUACCAAAAGCAGAUUCUUCCUUUGAUACAGAAGCACAAGAUAGUGCAUUUGAAUAAAACUGAUGCCCGGCUUGCUAAUAAUGGCCUGCCUUUAGAGAUUCAGAAAUUGCGUUGUCGAGUAAAUUAUGCUGCUCUGAGAUUUACCUCUCAAAUUGAAGAGCUAGGUAGACGAGUGAUUAGAAUGCUGCGACAGAAUGGUCCGUUUCUGGUACUACAUUUACGAUAUGAAAUGGACAUGUUAGCUUUCUCAGGCUGUACUCAGGGUUGUACUGAAGAAGAGGCAGAUGAGUUGACAAGAAUGAGAUAUGCGUAUCCUUGGUGGAAAGAGAAAGUUAUCAACUCUGACCUGAAAAGGAAAGAUGGUCUCUGUCCUUUGACACCAGAGGAGACCGCUCUUGUUUUGAGGGCGUUGGAUUUUGAUCAGAGCAUCCCCAUAUACAUUGCAGCAGGAGAAAUAUAUGGUGGAAAAAGGAGAAUGGCUGCCCUUACGGCAGCCUAUCCAAAUGUGGUGAGAAAGGAAACGCUGUUGGAACCUUCGGAUCUUAGGUUUUUCCAGAACCACUCAUCACAGAUGGCAGCAUUAGAUUACUUGGUUUCUUUAGAGAGUGAUGUCUUUGUUCCUACUUAUGAUGGUAACAUGGCCAAGGUUGUCGAAGGUCAUCGCAGAUUCUUGGGCUUCAGGAAGACAAUCCUAUUGGAUCGCAAGCUCCUAGUUGAGCUGAUAGACCUGUACAGUAACGGUUCUUUGGGUUGGGAUGAGUUCUCCUCGUCAGUUAAGGCUACCCAUGUUAACCGGAUGGGAAAGCCUGCAAGGAGGGUUGUGAUUCCCAAUAGACCCAAGGAAGAGGACUACUUCUUCGCCAAUCCCCAAGAGUGCCUGCGUCAGCCUGAUGAGCGAUGGAGUUUGUGAAUUGUUGUCAUGAUACUAGCCCUACGUUGCUAUUCUUUCUCACAAAUGCAGUAAAUUUUCAUCCCUUCCAAAAGAGGUCCCCAUUGGAUCCAACCGAUUGAAGUGGAGAAGGAUUUGUUUCAGAGGAGGGGGUUAGAGGAGGUCGGCAUGCGUUGGAGUUGCUUUUCUGAUGCAGCUGCUAAAUACACAGUUAUAAGAUGAAAUAGCUUUAUUUAUAUUUGUCAAAUAAAAAGCUGAUUCUUGUAUAGAGGGUGAGAGAGACAGAUGGCCGGCCAAUUGCAGGGAAAUACCAGCUGCAUGUACAACACAGAUUGAGAAAAAGAGAAAUGUCAGUUACUUAUCUGGAUUCAGGGUGUUUUGGUGGAAGGUCAUUCGCACUCCGUCUCUGAGAAUUUUGUCAUUCAAGUCUCUCAGCUUUCUUUUCUCAGUCUCUUGUUUUGUGUUUUGGCUCCAAUCUAUAUUCCUCUUCAGGAGAAUUUUAAAUGUCUUCACAUCAUUCAUAAGCUGAUUCAAGUCUUGUUAAUUAAUUGUUUGUUGACUACCUUUCUAACA
Elaeis guineensis (African oil palm) is the source of this 2540-nucleotide messenger RNA. RefSeq names its product rhamnogalacturonan I rhamnosyltransferase 1. Lineage: Eukaryota; Viridiplantae; Streptophyta; Magnoliopsida; Arecales; Arecaceae. Gene Ontology annotation, cellular component: cytoplasm. The record is from RefSeq and is a predicted model, not a curated record.